This is a messenger RNA of Lactuca saligna, 2448 nucleotides long. Lineage: Eukaryota; Viridiplantae; Streptophyta; Magnoliopsida; Asterales; Asteraceae. The record is from the annotation of a GenBank genome assembly.
AUGAAACCCACAAAACAGAAAAAACCACAACAAUCAAAAGAAAAACAAACCCAUCUCCAAAAUCCACAUGAACCUACAAAUACCAUAAUCAAAGACCUCCUCUGGUUCUCCCUCAUUAUCACAUUCUUCAAACUUCUCCUCAUCCCAGCCUAUCACAGCACUGAUUUUGAAGUCCACCGUAACUGGCUAGCCCUCACCCACACCCUACCAUUAUCUCAAUGGUACACAGACGAAACAAGUCCAUGGACACUCGAUUACCCUCCAUUCUUUGCUUACUUUGAAUAUCUCCUUUCCCAUUUCGCGUCCCUUGUGGACCCCACAAUCACAAACCUCUACAACGGCCUAAACUACAAAUCCCCUUCAGUCAUCAUCUUCCAAAGACUCACAGUAAUCGCCUCUGAUUCAAUCUUAAUCUAUUCCAUUUACAAAUUAACCAAAACCUUGAACUCAAAGAAACGCUUCUUGAUCUGGAUUUCAGUCAUUUCAUCACCCGGGUUAUUGAUUGUUGACCAUAUCCAUUUCCAAUACAACGGGUUUCUUCUAGGGCUUUUAAUGGCCUCUUUAGGUGCACUUCAAAAUGGGCAUGACUUAACUGGUGGACUCAUUUUCGCGAUUCUGCUAUGUUUCAAACAUUUAUUUGCAGUCGCAGGGCCCGUUUAUUUUGUGUAUAUUUUGCGACACUACUGUCGCGGAGGCUUUUUGAGGGGUUUAAGUAAGUUGAUAACAAUGGGAGUAGUAGUGAUUGCGGUUUUUGUAACAGCUUAUGGACCCUUUGCAUAUCAUGGACAAAUACAAGAUGUUUUGAAACGUAUGUUUCCUUUUGGUAGAGGAUUAUGCCAUGCAUAUUGGGCUCCAAAUUUUUGGGUGUUCUAUAUACUCUCAGAUAAGCUUCUUGCUUUUGUGUUUACAAAAUUAGGGUUUUAUAUCAAAACACCAACUGCUUCAUUCACUGGUGGACUAGUUGGGGAUUCUUCUCCUUUUGCUAUAUUACCUACAGUUACUCCUUCAGUAACAUUUGGUGUUGUUCUUCUUGCUAUUUUACCUUGUGUUGUUAAGAUUUGGAGGAAUCCUGACCCUAAAAAGAUUGUUAGAUGGGUUGCAUACGCGUACACAUGUGGGUUUUUGUUUGGGUGGCAUGUUCAUGAAAAGGCUUCUCUUCAUUUUUUGAUUCCACUUGCAGUUGUUGCAGUAGAAAGCAUUCAGGAUGCACGACAUUACUUCAUGUUAUCUAUAGGUAACACUUCCAACUAUUACAUUGGCAUUUGGUAUAAGAAGAUCAAAUCCAAUCCUCUUUCCAUAGUUUGGGUAGCAAACAGAGAAACACCCAUCUCUGAUAGAUUCCGUUCAGAACUAAAAACCAUUGAUGGUAAUUUAGUGCUCUUGAAUGAAUCCAAGUCCCAGAUUUGGUCCACAAAUGUCACAACCACCACCACCACCACUUUGAACUCUGCAACAGCUGUUAUUCUUGAUAAUGGUAACUUAGUUUUGAGAGACUCCGGUUCAAAUUCAAUUGAACCUUUUUGGCAAAGUUUUGACCACCCAACUCAUACUUGGUUGCCUGGUGCUAAACUUGGUUAUGAUAAUAGAACAAAACAGAGUCAGAUUAUUAGAUCAUGGAGAAGCAACGAUGAUCCUGCUGUAGGACUAUUCUCAGUGGAGCUUCAUCCGCCAGGUAAAGAGUAUGUAAGCAAGUGGAAUGGCUUCCAACAAUAUUGGACAAGUGGGGCUUGGGAUGGGGAAGCAUUUUAUUUAGUACCGGAAACAAGGUUGGAUUACAAUUACAUAUACAGCUACCAUGAAAAUGUUAACGAGAGUUACUUCAUUUAUUCUGUGCAGUCUGGAUUACCUUUUUGUAAUUGCUUGACUGGAUUCAAUCCUAGAUCAGAGAGUGAUUGGAAUCAGAGUGAUUUCUCCAGUGGGUGUGUGAGAAAAACUGAUUUGCAGUGUGGGAGAAACAUGGAAAAGCAAGAUUUUCUCAAGAUUAGGGUCAAGAAUCUGCCUCCGAAUAACUCUGUAGCAGUUGGGAGUGCUGGAGAAUGUCGUACCACCUGUUUGAAUGAUUGCUUGUGUAAUGCUUACUCUUCUGUGGGUACUCAAUGUUUGGUUUGGGAUGGAGAUCUCUUGAACCUCUCAGAAGACGAUGGUAGUGCCAAUACAAUCUACAUUAAAGUUGCUUCUAAGGAUCUACCUCGUCCUAAAAAGAGUAAUAAUCUGAUUGUUGUUGUUGGGGUGGUGGGAGGUGUGGUUCUUUUCUUGGUUGUAGUUUUGAUUUUAAUCUAUAGAAAAAAGAGGGUAUCAUUAUCGGUGGGAAAGACGACAAUGGAGGGCACGCAACAAUUCCUCAUAAUCGAAGAGCUCAUCAUCUUGAAGGUAGAUUUCAUGUUAUCAAACAUGUGUAGAUCUUGGCAAUUACGGGAAAUGGUGGUUGUGAGAGAGAUGGCUGAUUGA